GGCAUCUUACAUCAGCUUACUGUGCCUCAGAAACUUCUCAGUGCAAAAAAAGAGCCGGGUUUUUUUUUUUUAUUUUCUUAGAAACACCUCAGUAUCGACAGUGGAUUACAGCGCCGGACUCCGGGACGCACCUCGGGGCGACACCUUUACAGGAGGAAGACUACCCUGAAACAUUUCCCCAGAAGGGCUCCUUCGCUCGUGUCACUGUCGUUACUGGCACUGGAAGCUGUUCAGCUCAUGGGGUAGAAGCAGCGACAGGAAGGCAACCAAAUUUCAAGAAUGCGCUAAGUUGCUAUGUCCACUUCUGUGUGCCGCUAUCCACUUGGGAUGUCAGGCGGGCAGAUUCACGAUGAAGAUAUCACAGCAUCCAGUCAAUGGGCAGAAUCCACUGCUGCGAAAUAUGGAAGACUAGACUAUGAAGAGGGAGAUGGAGCGUGGUGUCCUGAAAUUCCAGUAGAACCAGAAAACCUGAAGGAAUUUCUGCAAAUUGACCUGCGAGUGCUUCACUUCAUUACUCUGGUUGGCACUCAAGGACGUCAUGCCGGAGGUCACGGCAAUGAGUUUGCUCAGAUGUACAAGAUCAACUACAGUCGCGAUGGGAGUCGCUGGAUUUCCUGGAAAAAUCUCCAAGGAAAGCAGGUAAUAAAUGGGAACAAAAAUGCCUAUGACAUUGUCUUAAAGGAUCUGAGCCCUCCCAUUAUUGCUCAGUAUGUCCGUUUCAUCCCAGUUACUGAUCACAGGAUGAACGUGUGCAUGAGGGUCGAACUCUAUGGCUGUGAAUGGCUAGAUGGGCUGGUUUCUUACAGUGCCCCUCCAGGACAGCAAAUUGUCAUGUCAGGAGGCCAUGUCAUCUACCUGAAUGACAGUAUAUAUGACGGCGCAUUUGGCUCUACAAUGACAGAAGGCCUCGGACAGCUGACAGAUGGUGUGUGUGGCCUGGACAACUUCAUUCAAAGCCACGUCUACAACAUAAACGACUACGUGGGCUGGUCGAAUGACACCUUUUCGAAUGGAUACGUGGAAAUUGAGUUUGAGUUUGACAGGAUUCGCAAUUUCACGACAAUGAAGGUUCAUUGCAACAACAUGUUCACCAAAGGCGUGAAGAUCUUCAAAGAGGUUCAGUGCUAUUUCUACUCGGAGUCUAGCUCCUGGGAGCCCAAUCCCAUCUCCUCCAGCCUGGUACAUGAUGAUGUCAACCCCAGCGCCCGCUUUGUCACCGUCCAGCUAAUGAACCGUAUGGCCAGCUCCAUUAAGUGCCAGUUUUAUUUUGCGGAUGCCUGGAUGAUGUUUAGUGAGAUCACCUUUCAGUCAGACACGGCCAUGUACAACACCACUUGGGCUCCAUCAAAUACUCUUCCACCAACCAGCAUUCAGCCAGGAGAAAAUCCCACUCAUAAAGUGGAUGACAGCAACACUCGCAUAUUAAUUGGCUGCUUAGUUGCCAUCAUCUUUAUACUUCUUGCAAUUAUAGUCAUCAUCCUGUGGCGUCAGUUCUGGCAAAAGAUGCUGGAAAAGGCUUCACGUCGUAUGCUGGAUGAUGAACUGACUGCCAGUCUGUCAAUACAGAGUGAAACCUUCACAUAUAACACCAACAAUCGGUCACCAUCCUCCAGCGAACAAGAGUCCAACUCAACCUACGACAGAAUUUUUCCUCUCGGGCCGGACUACCAGGAGCCCUCACGACUCAUCAGAAAGCUACCAGAGGUCUCCAAAGCAGCUGAAGAAGCUGCUGCUGAUGUCGCAGCCAAAUCAUCUCAGAUUGGCCAAGAAGGUGUCCCGCAUUACGCAGAAGCGGAAAUCAUCAAGAUUCAAGGUGUCACCGGCAGCAACACUUAUGCUGUCCCUGCUGUCACCAUGGAUCUGCUUUCUGGGAAGGAUGUGGCAGUAGAGGAGUUUCCCAGAAAUUUGCUGAUCUUCAAGGAGAAGCUUGGAGAGGGUCAGUUUGGAGAGGUACACCUGUGUGAAGCAGAGGACAUACAGAAGUACAUGGACAAAGAAUUUGCUUUUGAUGCCACUGCUAAUCAGCCUGUUCUAGUGGCUGUUAAAAUGCUGCGGUCAGAUGCCAACAAAAAUGCCAGAAAUGAUUUCUUGAAAGAAAUCAAGAUCAUGUCUCGUUUAAAAGACCCCAACAUCAUCCGCCUGCUGGCAGUUUGCAUCUGUGAUGACCCGCUCUGCAUGAUCACAGAAUAUAUGGAGAACGGCGACCUGAACCAGUUCUUAUCCCGACAUGAGCCAAUGGGAGAGGUGUCUAUGGCCAGCAAUACCCCCACUGUAUGCUACGCCAACCUGCAUUACAUGGCCACACAAAUAGCAUCUGGAAUGAAGUAUCUCUCCUCCCUCAACUUUGUUCACCGGGACCUUGCAACACGGAAUUGUCUGGUGGGUAAGAAUUACACCAUUAAGAUAGCAGAUUUUGGAAUGAGUCGCAACUUAUACAGCGGAGACUACUACCGUAUCCAGGGGAGAGCCGUGCUGCCCAUUCGCUGGAUGUCGUGGGAGAGCAUCUUGUUGGGCAAGUUUACUACUGCCAGUGAUGUUUGGGCAUUUGGAGUGACCCUUUGGGAGACACUGACCUUCUGUCGGGAGCAGCCAUACUCUCAUCUCUCUGAUGAGCAAGUCAUUGAAAACACAGGAGAGUUUUUCAGGGACCAAGGACGACAGGUCUAUUUACCCCAGCCAGCCAUUUGUCCAGAUCCUGUCUACAAGCUAAUGCUUUGUUGCUGGAGACGAGACACAAAGGAACGACCAUCCUUUCAAGACAUCCAUCGCACGCUCCUAAACUGCAUGGUCUAGGGGGCAUUUGCCUGAAAGCGGACUAAUUAGCGGCCUCAUGUAGAAUUUAAUUUUGUACAGUGCUUAGUUUGUGCAUAUGAGAACUGGAAGACAAGAAGUGGCAAUCAAAGGUGAUCAUCAGUCCAUAUGGAGGAGUAACUUUCACAUGGAUGAUGAUGAUGAUGAUGUGUAGGCAGCCUGUGAUUACCUGCAUGAUGAAUAUGAAGGAGCGGACGCGUCGAGCAGAAAUGGGACAAACAGAGAGUGAAAAAAAAUCCAAGUGGCAGUAGUCACUGGGAGGUGAAGACGCAGACCACCUUAUAUUCGUUUCUAUCUACCAUAAGUGUACCCAGGAAGCCAUUCAUGAAACCAGCAACAUGUUGAGAAGACACGUUGCUAAUUUGUACAGUUGAUAUAUUGGGCCUUUAUAUGAGAUUUAAUUUCUAUCUACUUUAAACAACAUACUUUGGGAUAACUGGAUUUAUUCACAAAAACACAUGAAACUUUUUCUUUAGUGAUGCACCUUACUUGACUACUGUUGACAGAACCAUGAUGGGAAGAACCAACAAAAUGCAAUUUAUCUCAGUAAUAGAAACUAGCAAAAAGUAUUCUUCCCUGGCAUUUUUUAAAACUGCCAUUUUUAUUUCAGGUACAAAACAUGAAUAUUCACUUAUCAUAAUCGAACAGUAUUUUAAAGUGUCUUGUUAAUAAUAGUUAUUACUAUCUCUUUGUGUAUGCAUUCAGUUAUUUUCAAUCCAGUUUUAAUCUUCACUUAGGGUAUUAGGAAAGUCAGAGCAUCAGGCAUAAAGUACGAUCUCCCUCUGGUUGAAGGAACUGUAGAACUCUUAUUAUUUACUGUCCUUAAAAUAUUUUUAUUGUUUCAUUAUUGAAUCAUUACUGAUUAGUAGAAAGAGGAAGACACUAUGGUCCCUUAGGGGCUAGUUGUAUCAAAGCUUCAGACUCCACCACUGACGUCUCUGUGUAAUUGUCGGCAAGUCAAUUAACCUGAUAGGACUCCAAAGGUAGCAAUUUGAGAAAAUAUUUUAUUAUAAAAGUGUUUUUGUGAGUCACUUGGUGUUAACCCUGAGCAUUACAUGGUCUCAGAAUUCUAUGUAAGUAUGGUUAAGCCCGAUUCAGAUUCAAGGUGACAUGUAAAGAUCUGCUUUACAUUGUUAAGCCCAAAUAACUUUCAGGACAGUAUUCUGCUGCCAUCUAGUGUAUAAAAUAACACUAUGCUGCACAAAGACAGGAAUAGUUCUAUGCGUUUUAAAACUCUAACAUGAUUCAACAAUAUUAAUGAGUGAGGCAGAGCUUUCAACCAGAAAAUAAUGUGGUGUAAACAAGAAGCUGUAAAGCCAGUGUCAGGACAAACUGAAAUUAAAGCCAUUAAUUGAAUCAAGUGCUUGUGAUGGUAAAGUUAAUUGGUCAUCAGCGGAUAGCGAAAACGAUGCAUACUGCACUGUACGAUCAAACCGCCGUGAUAUACCUAGUGAAUUCAGUUGCCUGAAGCUUCAGUGUGGUGCAAGUAGGUGUGUGGCAAAAAAGCAAAAUGAUUGCAGUCAAAUAUAAGACAAGAAAAACAUUAGCCUCCUAAGCAUUGUUCAUAUUGCUGCAACUGCUGUUCAUGUCAAGGAGAAAUGCGGAAGUCAUUAAGCCUUGCGCUGUGAUAGCCUGCAAUAACAUAAUGGCCAUGUCCGUCAUGCGGGUCAGACAUUGAUAUUCUACCCUCUCAUGCACAAGCAACAGAAAAAAAACAUAAUCAAAGUGCACAAAGAAACACACUUGUACUCUCCCAGUGGCAUCACUGAGCUUUGGAUUGGUGACAGCGUUUCCAAAUGUAUCACAUUAAUGAUGUGUACUAAAGUACAGCAGCAGAUACUAGAUGGACCUUUCCUACGUAUUUAUGCUGAUGUUCUGAUAAUUGCGUAUUUCUGUUGCAUGUAAUAACAUUUUUUCUUGUUGACAAAAAUUCAAUUUUUGACUCAUUCUUCUGGAGGUACACAUAAGACUAGGGUGGCUAUUAAGAGUAUCAGCUAAAAAAAUUUUAAUAAAUACACGGUGUAAAAAUGGGCAAUGCCAAUCAUAUAACAUAUAAUAUAAACCUUGCUAGUGUAUUAGAUAGACAGAUAAUUAAUACUAUAUUUUUCCCCAAGGAUAAAUUAAACAUGUAUACAUGCCCAAUUAAAAUAUAAAUAUAACAAACCACAACCUCCCCAAACACAAACAAGAACGUUUGGCUUGGAUAAUAAGAGAGCUGCUUCUGUCUUAUAACAGGCUGUAAAUAUAUGGGCACUAGAUGGCACUGUUGCCCACCUUUUUCCCAGACAGUACGGGGUAAAAUCACCCAGAAGUAUUUUAAUUUCUUUUGCCUCCUUGUAAUGUGCCUUUAAAACACCACAGCCACAAAAAAUACCAUUAAAUCGAAACAAAAACACAAUUCUUCUCACCACUACACCUCCCAGCAAGCUCUGUCACACUCCUCCCAACUCCAGCUCGCU
Molecule: messenger RNA, 5270 nt
Organism: Polypterus senegalus (gray bichir)
Lineage: Eukaryota; Metazoa; Chordata; Cladistia; Polypteriformes; Polypteridae
Gene: ddr2a
Product: discoidin domain receptor tyrosine kinase 2a
Exons: 17
Coding region: 295-2793 (832 amino acids)
Biological process (GO): cell surface receptor protein tyrosine kinase signaling pathway; multicellular organism development; protein phosphorylation
Cellular component (GO): signaling receptor complex; membrane
Molecular function (GO): collagen binding; protein tyrosine kinase collagen receptor activity; ATP binding
Source: RefSeq, a predicted model, not a curated record